Messenger RNA from Lepus europaeus (European hare), 1804 nucleotides. RefSeq names its product dorsal inhibitory axon guidance protein (gene DRAXIN). Bases 1 to 1173 code for a protein of 390 amino acids. The record is from RefSeq and is a predicted model, not a curated record. Gene Ontology annotation, biological process: Wnt signaling pathway; axon guidance. Gene Ontology annotation, cellular component: extracellular region. The transcript has 6 exons. Lineage: Eukaryota; Metazoa; Chordata; Mammalia; Lagomorpha; Leporidae.
AUGUCUCUAGGAGGCAAAGCCCCUCCCAUCGAGGAAAAACUGGGCUCCAGUAUUGGGGGCGGGGUGGUCAGGGGAGGGGCCGCUGAGCAGCUGUCCUGCACCCCUUCCUUGCAGGGAGAAGCAGGGGCCAGGCCCCCCGUGCACGCCGCCCCCAUGCUGUUCCUGAGCCUCCUGGUGCUCCUGCAGCUGAGCCUGGCGGGCUCCCUAGCCUCUGGGACCCCCGCCCGGAACCCGCCCGAGAACCGCUUGGAGCGCCCAGGCCCUGCCCUGUGGACACCUCAAGCCAGCCACCACCGACGGCGGGGGCUGGGCAAGAAGGAUCGGGGCCCAGGCUUGCCGGGCCGCCGGGCCCAGGAUGGGGUUGUGGUCACCACCGCUAGGCAGGCCUCCAGGUUGCCGGGGGCUGGGCGGCCGCUGCCCGAACUGAGUCCUGCAGCCCUGAUGCAGAGCAGGGAGCGGCUCCUGGGCCUGGCGCCGCCCUCCUCGGGGAAGGAGAGCCAAGCUCCAGCGUGGGAGAGCGCGAAGAAACGCGGCCGAGAGCACAAGAGGCGCCGGGGCCGGCUGAGACUGCACAGAGGUCGAGCCUUGGUCCGAGGCCCCAGCUCCCUGAUGAAGAAGGUGGAACUCCCCGAAGACCAAGCCUUGGAUGCCAGCAUGGAGGACUCCUCCACCAGCCUGGCCCCCACCAUGCUCUUCCUGGCCACCCUGGAGGCAGCGCCUGCCACCGAGGAGUCCCUCGUCCUACCCGUGACCUCGCUGCGGCCCCAGGUGCAGCCCCGGCCGGACGGGGAGGUGAUGCCCACGCUGGACAUGGCCUUGUUCGACUGGACCGAUUAUGAGGACUUAAAACCUGAGGUCUGGCCCUCCGCAGAGAAGAGAGAGAAGCACUGGAGCACGCUCUCCGGUUAUGGCAAUGCGACGGCGCCGGCCGAAGGGGAGCCAUGCAAACAUCAUCAGGACUGCCUGCCAGGGACCUGCUGCGACCUGAGGGAGCGCGUGUGCACCCCGCACAACCGGGGCCUCAACAACAAAUGCUUUGAUGACUGCAUGUGCGUGGAAGGGCUGCGCUGCUACGCCAAAUUCCACCGGAACCGCAGGGUCACGCGGAGGAAGGGGCGCUGCGUGGAGCCCGAGACGGCCGACAGCGACCAGGGCUCCUUCAUCAACGUCUAGCGGCCCGCAGCCGCCUGGAGACUGAGCCCGGGAGGCUUGGAGAAGCCGGGCUAUUUGUGAAUAACUUGGCAGUGAGAGAGAUACUGGGCCUGGGCCGCAGGACACUCGGGCCCCUGCGAACCUGCACCUGCACAGCCCGCGAUGGCCGGAUCGAGGGUGCCCUCUACCGUCCGACAGCAGCACUGCAACAGCAGAGCGGCAGGGGCCCCCCUGAGAGGCGGGGACCCCGGGGUGGGCCCCGGGCGCUGUGCUCAGCACUCGGCGGCCUCAGUCGCUCUGAUGAUCACGACGAGCUUUUCAAGCCGGUUCACAGAUGUGCACACGGAGGCACGGUGGAGUUCUGUGGCUCCUCGCCCGAGAUGCGGUUGAAAUGCAGGUUGGAUUCAGUGGCUGGCAGGACAAGGCCACGACCGUGGGCCCAGGCUGUGGAGCGCCACGGCCCCGUUCUCGCCCCUCCACAGGGAGACCCCAAAUGUCCCCUCUCCCGUGGAAACUGACUGCUCUCCACUUUCCCUGGACAGAAGUGGAUCACCUUUGAAAACAGAAUGAAAUGUACAUUAAGCAUGUGCUUGCUUGUAUGGCUAUGGAAUAAUUUAGGCAGAUGGGUCUGAAAUUCUGAGCUAUGGACUGU